CUUGUACCAUGUGACCUCUGUGAUCAUUCACAGAUUUCACACGUAAGCAAUGAUGUCACAAGUGACAUCUUGCUUACUACUUUGCAUGUGAUCACUGAUUGGCCAAUCAGUGAUCACAUGAUCGGGAUCCCGUCCAACGAUCACGGGCACCGGAUCGCUGUGCUGCGUGCUCCAAGGGAGCGAGCGCAGCUAGAAAUGGCGGGUGCCGUUUAUGAACGGCAACCCGCCCCUGGAGUGCCACCGUCCUGCCGUUUUUAUAAACAGCAGGCGGACGGCAAGUGGUUA
Staurois parvus is the source of this 285-nucleotide messenger RNA. NCBI's taxonomy places the organism in Eukaryota, Metazoa, Chordata, Amphibia, Anura, Ranidae. The record is from the annotation of a GenBank genome assembly.